GGACAUAGCAAAAUUUACCACGCAUCCCCCUUAUAAAUAAUCCCUAUCUCUUCCAACUCUCUCUCUCUCUCCCCCCCACAGCCCCUAAACCUUCCUCCUCGUUUCCGGGUAGGCUCUCUCCCCUGCUAAAUUAUUUGUUUAUUCCCUGAUCUAAAUCUCCGAUCCCAAGCAAUCCCACUGCAAAAAUGGAGCAGCGUAGAUUCGUAAUCGAAGCAUCCGAAGCCGAAUCAAUGGCGAAACAAUCAGGCCUUACUGUCCUCCAGCUCCUCCCUACCUUAGUUAAAGAGGCCCGGUCCUUGGCCCGCUCGCCCAUAUCCAACUACUACGUCGGUGCGGUGGGCCUUGGAUCCUCCGGCCGCAUCUUCUUUGGAGCCAACCUCGAGUUCCCGGGCCUGCCUCUACACCAAUCCGUUCACGCCGAACAAUUCCUCAUCACCAAUCUCAGUCUCAAUGCUGAACCCGGCCUCAACUACUUGGCCGUCUCCGCCGCUCCCUGUGGCCACUGCCGUCAGUUUUUCCAGGAAAUUCGCAACGCCCCCGAUAUCCAGAUCCUCAUCACAGACGAUAGUAACAGUAAUAAUUGCGGUGGUGUGGCUGAGAAUGGAGAUGCUAAUAAAUAUGAGUCUUUGUCCCACUUUCUACCGCACAGAUUCGGGCCAGAUGACCUUUUGGAUAAGAAUGUUGCUUUAGCUUUAGAACCACAUCAUAAUCACUUGUCCUUUCUAAGCGAUUCUAAUAGUAACAUCCCAAAUGGGAUUAAUAGUCGUGUUUGCGAUGAUUUGAAAUAUGAGGCUUUAGAGGCCGCCAACAAAUCACAUGCCCCGUAUAGUAAUUGCCCAUCCGGGGUGGCGUUGAUGGAUUGUGAAGGGAAGGUCUAUAGAGGGUCGUACAUGGAGUCUGCUGCUUAUAAUCCAAGCCUGGGGCCUGUACAGGCUGCUCUUGUGGCAUAUUUGGUGGGCGGAAGCGGUGAUGGGUAUGAGAAGAUCGUGGCUGCUGUAUUAGUGGAGAAAGAAGGGGCUGUGGUGAGACAGGAGUACACGGCAAGGUUGCUUUUGCAGAUGAUUUCACCCAAGUGCGAGUUCAAGGUGUUCCAUUGCGGUUUGAAGUCUUGUUGAAUCAUCUUGUCUCUAUCGGUAAUUUGUGUUAAUAAUUUCCUCACUGUCUCUCCUUGUAAUUGUUCUGAGGGCUAAUUCUUGGCCAUGAAAAAUUGAAAUGAAUCAAUCGAUCUCUCAUUAGAUUUCA
Hevea brasiliensis (rubber tree) is the source of this 1242-nucleotide messenger RNA. Its product is annotated as cytidine deaminase 1. NCBI's taxonomy places the organism in Eukaryota, Viridiplantae, Streptophyta, Magnoliopsida, Malpighiales, Euphorbiaceae. Gene Ontology annotation, molecular function: zinc ion binding; cytidine deaminase activity. Gene Ontology annotation, cellular component: cytosol. The coding region runs from base 186 to 1115 and encodes 309 amino acids. The transcript has a single exon. The record is from RefSeq and is a predicted model, not a curated record.